AGAAAACUUAGUAUUAUAUAUCAGAUGAACGUAACGAAGCAAAAGCUAUUUUCUCUGUUCAUAUUUCACCAGACGGAUUACGCCUUGCAUCAGGUGGUUUUGAUUCUAAAGUUAAAAUAUGGUCCACUAAAGCAAUUCUUCAAGAACAUAGUGAUGAACCAAAACAGUUGUGUUCAAUGAGUAUUCAUACAGGUGUUGUUACAACUGUAAGAUUUUCACCUAAUGGAAAGUAUCUUGCGUCAGGAAGCGAUGAUAGAAUUAUUAUUAUAUGGCAACAAGACAUAACAAGCCACAAUUUUGGUAAAAUUUUUGGAAAUAAUGAAACAAAUGUCGAAAACUGGAGGAGCUUUAGACGUUUAAUAGGUCAUGACAAUGAUAUUCAGGAUUUAGCAUGGAAUCAUGACAAUUCUAUUUUAGUAAGUGUUGGCCUAGACAGUGCUAUCAUUGUAUGGCAUGGAUCUACAUUUGAAAAAUUAAAAAAAAUUGAUGCACAUCAAAGUCAUGUAAAAGGAAUUACAUUUGAUCCUGUUGGAAAAUAUUUUGCAACAGAAAGUGAUGAUAGAACCAUUAAAAUAUGGCGUACUUCAGACUAUUCUCUUGAAAAAACAGUUUCUAAGCCUUUCAAAAAUUCACCAUCUACAACAUAUUUUAGACGACCAUCAUGGUCACCAGAUGGAUCACACAUUGCAGGCCCAAAUGCAAUGAAUGGGCCUGUAAGCAGUGUUGCUGUUAUUGAGCGUGGAACAUGGACUAGUCUUAUUAAUCUUAUUGGUCAUGAAGGAGCUGUAGAAGUAACUUCUUUUAACCCUAUUCUUUUUCGACUUCCCGAUACAACUAAGGAAGAUAACAAAAUUAUAACAAUUAUCGCAUGUGCUGGACAGGAUAGGACGUUAAGUAUAUGGAAUACGCAGAAUCCUCGCCCUAUACUUGUUACUCAAGAAAUUGCAGAAAAAAGUAUAGGCGAUCUUUGUUGGUCACCAGAUGGGCUAUCCUUAUUCCUUUGUUCAUAUGAUGGAAGUAUUGUAGCCUGUUUAUUUGAUAAAGAUGAAUUUGGAGAACCAUUAACAGCAGCAGACACUGAAAAAUUAUUAUCAAAAUAUGGCCAUGGACGGCAUGGAGAAAUUCUUCCAGAAUCAACUGCUCAGCUAGAACUUGAAACAAGAACAGCAGAAAUAGAAGCAACUGCUCAUAUUAAAAGAAUGCAAGAUUUAAUGGGUGACACUGAACCUAUGAAAAUAAAUUGUAUAUCGGAUGAUGCAGAACAAGACUCUUCAAAUAAAGAAACAGAAUCUAAUAUAACACAAACAACAGAAAAAUCAUCAACAGUAUCUACACCUAAACAAACCCUCAAAACAAAUUCAUUAUCAUUAACACCUUCAAGUAAUUUACAAAAACCUAUUCAACAAAAAGUUACAAUUACAAAGGAUGGAAAAAAACGUGUAGCUCCACAACUUCUUUCCAAUUUAUCUGAUACACCUAUUGUAAAUUCAUUACCCGAAUCACAUUUACAAACAUAUCCUGAACAAAAUAUACACUGCCAAGCAUUAGAUUUCUCUGAACCUUCACAUGCCCUUCCAAAAGGAGGUGUUCGUUCUUUAAUAAUAGGAAAUAAAAGAAAAAAUACAUCUGAAGAAAACGAACAUCCACUUCCAAAGAAAGGAAAACUAAAACAAACGAAUGAUCAUACAAAAACAAAUAUACCAGAAUUUAUUAGACCAUCAGUAAUAUGCCCUUCUACAAGCGUUUCACAGAUUCGUCUAGGUGUGCCUAAAGUUAUUUCUUUUAUUUCAAUGUCUAUUAACUCUACCAAUUAUAUGCUUGAAGUUCGUAAUGGAACAGGAGAACAUAAACCUACAAAAAUAACAGCCAUAAAAAAAGGAAAUAUUGUUUGGAAAGAGUUUUUGCCAAAAGCGGUCCUUUUAUUAGCAGGAAAUACUCUUUUUUGGGCAGCAGGUUGUGAGGAUGGUACUAUUAUUAUAUGGUCACCUCGCGGCAGAAGAUUAUUCCCAUCUAUUAUCUUAGAAUCAUCUCCUUGUUUUCUCGAGUGUCAAGGACCGUUUCUCAUGUGUAUUACCUCUAUAGGAUUAUUGCAUGUUUGGAAUGUCAUACUUGAAUUAUCACCACAUCCUCCUGUUUCUUUAGCACCUAUUCUUGACGCAUCAACUUUCCAAUUUUCAGAAUUAAAAAAUGCACCAUCCAUUGUUUCAGCAGCAAUCAAUUCCAAAGGACAAGUAAUCAUAACUCUUUCUGAUGGUGAUGGAUUUACAUAUGAUGCUGCUAUGUAUUCGUGGUUAAAAGUAAGUGAAGCAUGGUGGGCAGUAGGCAGUCAAUAUUGGGAUUCAAGUGGUUUCAAAGGAGUAAAAGGGAAAUCCGGUAUUAUCGGAAUGCUUGAAAGAAGAACAGAUGAUGAAGUAAUGAAAUUAGGACGUGGACGAUUUUUACAAAGAAUUGUAAAAAGUGCAAUGCUUUUAGAGGGAUAUGAGGGUUUCGAAACAAGUGUAAGUAUUAGUCAUUUGGAGAAUCGUCUUUCAUCAGCAGCAAUACUUCAUUCACCAGAUGAAUAUAAAACCAUCUUAAACACCUAUACUCGAAAAAUUGCAGAGGAAAAUAUGAAAGAUAAACUAGAAGAACUUUGUAUGUAUUUAUUAGGACCUAUAUUGGAUGACCCUUCUGUUUCUUGGAAACCAAAAGUUGCAGGAUUAGACAAAAGAGAGUUAUUAAAAGAAAUUUUAACAACAAUAGGAAAACAACGUGAAGUCCAAAGAAUAACAACUAAAUAUACCGAAGCCCUUGAAGAACUUAAUAAAGUCGAAAAUGCACCUACUUCAUAA
Molecule: messenger RNA, 2831 nt
Organism: Pneumocystis jirovecii RU7
Lineage: Eukaryota; Fungi; Ascomycota; Pneumocystomycetes; Pneumocystales; Pneumocystaceae
Exons: 12
Coding region: 177-2831 (884 amino acids)
Biological process (GO): chromatin remodeling; DNA-templated transcription; regulation of DNA-templated transcription
Cellular component (GO): nucleus; HIR complex
Molecular function (GO): protein binding; nucleosome binding
Source: RefSeq, a predicted model, not a curated record